This is a messenger RNA of Branchiostoma belcheri (Belcher's lancelet), 723 nucleotides long. Its product is annotated as immunoglobulin superfamily containing leucine-rich repeat protein 2-like. Gene Ontology annotation, cellular component: plasma membrane. Gene Ontology annotation, molecular function: protein binding. Bases 1 to 723 code for a protein of 240 amino acids. Lineage: Eukaryota; Metazoa; Chordata; Leptocardii; Amphioxiformes; Branchiostomatidae. The record is from RefSeq and is a predicted model, not a curated record. The transcript has a single exon.
AUGCCGAACUUGACUCUUCUGGAUUUGUCCUAUAAUCGUUUGAGAACAUUUCCGUGGUCAUCUCUGAAGAAUGCACCAACCAUUUGUAAGUUAAAGUUGAACAAUAAUGAAAUUUCGAAAGUUGACGCCUACGUCGACUUCCCUCAGACCUUGGAGUAUCUUUACCUUCAGUGUAAUCGCAUCACCACGAUUCCCGAAACCUUCUUACACGGAUUGAAGCCACUAAAAGAGACAUUCUAUCUGCGGAUAUGGCAGAAUCCUCUCCUUUGUGACUGUAAGAUCCAGUGGAUCGCUCGUUUUCGGCGAUGUGUGUGGGAACACCGACAAGAAGGCUGUGUCAACGCUUCUCCCGGCAGGGCCAGGAAGUGUAUACAGGACAAGUGCAACUUCCACCCGAAUGGCGUUGCGGUUAUCCUGGACUGGCUUAAAAAAACUCAUAAACUCAUUUCUGUAAAACCACCGACCCCCGGACAGAGUCUUAGAUGUGACUCACCGCAAGAAUUGAAAGGAACUUUGUUGAGAAAUAUCUCUCUACCGACAUGUACAUCUGCCAACGAUUCUGCAAAUUCACAACAAACGUCGUCUACAGAUAAAUUAGAGACUCAUGAACCCCAGAAGCCAUCAGCGGAGACAAAGCCCCCACCACUCGUUACCAACACCUGGGAGAGAACCACGGUCAACACUCCCAAACUUUCGCUCUUUUGGAAAAGUGAGUCGUUUUGA